Xenopus laevis (African clawed frog) is the source of this 1036-nucleotide messenger RNA. Its product is annotated as chymotrypsin-like elastase family member 2A. Bases 1 to 786 code for a protein of 261 amino acids. The record is from RefSeq and is a predicted model, not a curated record. The transcript has 7 exons. Lineage: Eukaryota; Metazoa; Chordata; Amphibia; Anura; Pipidae.
AUGCUUUUCCCUGCAGCGCUCAGUUGUGGGGUGCCCACCUACCAGCCUGUGGUAUCCCGAGUGGUCAAUGGGGAGGACGUGGUUCCACACAGUUGGCCCUGGCAGGUUUCCCUGCAGUACCUGUAUAAUGGCUACUGGUAUCACACGUGUGGGGGGAGCCUUGUGGCAUCCAACUGGGUUCUAACUGCGGCUCACUGUAUCAGCUCAUACAAUACUUACAGAGUGCAGCUCGGGAAACACAAUCUCCGAUACGUUGAAUCCGGACAGAAAAUCAUCAACGUCAUCAAACUUAUCAACCAUUCAAGAUGGGACCCAAACAGUCUCUCCAAUGGCUUUGAUAUCUCACUCAUAAAACUGGAGGAAAGUGUGGAAUUCAGUGACACCAUCCAACCUGCCUGUUUGCCCCCAGCUGGUUCCAUCCUCCCACACCAAUAUGGCUGCUACGUUACAGGCUGGGGCAAUAUAAGAACCGGUGGCCCAGAGCCAGAUAUUCUACAGCAAGGGCUUUUACUGGUUGUGGACCAUGAAAACUGCUCCCAGUGGGACUGGUGGGGAGAUGGUGUACGGACCAACAUGAUCUGUGCUGGGGGGGACGGCAUCACCUCAAGCUGCAAUGGGGACUCAGGAGGACCACUUAACUGCAGGAACACUCAUGGAGCUUGGGAGGUCCAUGGAGUGGUCAGUUUUGGCUCAUCCCUAGGGUGCAAUUAUUCCAAGAAACCCUCAGUCUUCUCUCGUGUCUCAGAAUUCAACAGCUGGAUCAGCACGAUAAUCGCCUCCAACUAAGAUUCCUCUGCCAUCGGUUCCCAAAGACCGGAACUUGUUGGAUCCGACAAAUUGCUUCAAUUGCGUUCAUUAAGACUUGCAUGGCUCCAAGAUAUUGUGCUGAGGGUUAAUGAUACAUUUUGGAAAUAAAUCAUUUUAAAUGUGUUUAAUGCACAUUGAGAGGCAUGUUUGAGCACAUAUAAUCCCAUUAGCUCAGUGGUUGCAUUAUAUUCUUAAUUACUGUCGGUUUGUGCAUUCAGACUUGUGUUUU